AGAUAUUUUAUUUCGGUAAUGAUUUGUAUAUAUCUUUGUGCUGUGAGGUGAGUGACGCCAUGAGUUAAGCUCACUAGUUUCUUUAUUUCUAUAUAAUACGAUAACUCCUAUGACCUCCACUGACCAAAGCAACAAAACAAACAAAAAAACCUGACAUGGAACAAAAAACAUUUUUCCGGUUAAUUUUUCUCAUAGUCACGGCCGGUUUCAUCAUCUCCUUCACAUCCACUAACUUCUCUCACGGACCGACGAAGCUUCUUGACUGCUCCGACUCUUCCUCUUCACCUCUUUGCGCUUCUAGAAACUUCCUUUUCAACAAACAACAACCACGACCAAUUCCUAAACACGAUCCUAAAAAAAAGACUAAAAACCAUGACCAUGCGUCCGACACACCAAACCAUCCUCUAGACCCACUCACGGUGGUGGAGAUAAACAAAGUACGAUCAAUACUCACCUCACACGCGCUAUUCACCUCCGGUACACCUCACGCGUUCCACACCGUCGUUCUUGAAGAGCCUGACAAGAAUCUUGUCCGUCUUUGGGAAAAAGGGAACCCACUCCCUCCGAGGAAAGCUUCCGUCAUCGCACGUGUUGGCACCGACACGCACGUGCUCACUGUUGAUAUCUCUACGGGUAAGGUAGAGUCAGAGAAUAUCCCGGUUAAUGUUUCUGGUUACCCGAUGAUGACGAUAGAAGAGAUGAACGAUAUGACGGUUCUACCAUUCUCAAACGCGGAUUUCAACCGUACGAUUCUUUCUCGUGGAGUUAAUCUAACGGACGUGAUUUGCUACCCAAUCUCAUGUGGCUGGUUUGGUGGUAAAGAAGAUAACGCAAGGGUAAUUAAAAACCAGUGUUUCUUGACUCAAGGUACGGCCAACUUCUACAUGCGACCUAUCGAAGGUUUGACUAUUCUUAUCGAUUUAGAUACAAAGAAGGUGAUCGAGAUAUCCGAUACGGGUCGGGCAGUACCCAUACCCGGUUCAACCAAUACUGAUUACCGCUUCGAAAAGCUCGUGACUACCGACAAAACCCGACGUCUAAACCCGAUAUCAAUCGAGCAACCACGUGGUCCAAGCUUCGUCAUAGAGGACAACCAUUUGGUGAAAUGGGCAAACUGGGAAUUUCAUUUAAAACCAGACCCGAGAGCAGGUGUGGUUCUAUCACGGGUCAGGGUACAUGAUCCGGAUACUCAAGAGACACGUGACGUGAUGUACAAAGGGUUCGUGUCCGAGCUUUUUGUUCCGUACAUGGAUCCAUCAGACGCGUGGUACUUUAAGACUUACAUGGACGCAGGGGAGUAUGGGUUCGGGUUACAAGCCAUGCCACUCGUACCGCUUAAUGAUUGUCCACGAAACGCAGCGUAUAUGGACGGAGUUUUCGCAGCAGCUGAUGGAACGCCGUUUGUGAGAGAAAACAUGGUUUGUAUUUUCGAGAGUUACGCCGGAGAUAUUGGGUGGCGUCACUCCGAAAGCCCCAUCACAGGCUUACCGAUAAGGGAAGUGAGACCAAAAGUGACGCUUGUGGUACGAAUGGCAGCUUCGGUAGGUAACUACGAUUACAUCAUUGAUUAUGAGUUCCAAACUGAUGGGCUUAUCAAAGCUAAGGUUGGGCUUAGUGGAAUUUUAAUGGUGAAAGGGACACCAUAUCAAAACAAGAACCAAGUGGAGAAAGAUAAAGAAGGUAAUGAAGAAGAGCUUCACGGCACGCUUCUGUCUGAAAAUGUAAUCGGAGUAAUUCAUGACCACUACGUCACUUUUUACCUUGAUCUUGACGUCGAUGGCCCCGACAACUCAUUUGUUAAAGUGAACCUCAAGAGGCAAGAGACUGAGCCAGGUGAGUCACCGAGGAAGAGUUACCUCAAAGCAGUUAGGAACAUUGCGAAAACCGAAAAGGAUGGUCAGAUCAAGCUUAGCUUGUAUGAUCCAUCAGAAUUCCACGUUAUCAACUCUGGUAAGACAACUCGGGUUGGUAACCCGACGGGUUACAAAGUUGUGCCUAGAGCCACAGCUGCUAGUUUGCUUGACCAUGAUGACCCCCCGCAGAAGAGAGGAGCUUUUACCAAUAACCAAAUUUGGGUCACUCCCUACAACAAGUCCGAACAAUGGGCUGGUGGCUUGUUCACUUACCAAAGCCACGGUGAUGAUACUCUUGAAGUUUGGUCAGACAGGGAUAGAGACAUAGAGAACAAGGACAUAGUUGUGUGGUACACACUUGGCUUCCAUCACAUUCCAUGUCAAGAAGAUUUUCCGAUAAUGCCCACGGUUUCUUCAAGUUUUGACUUGAAGCCCACAAAUUUUUUUGAGCGCAAUCCAAUCCUAGGGGCCGCUCCAAACUUCGAACAUGACCUCCCGGUUUGUGGAGUUCAGUCUGUUUCUGCUUGAGAAGAGUAAAGUGCAAAAUAAAGAUAAUAACCAGCUUAGAAUCUUCCAUAAAUCACGGUACUCGUUAUGUACAUUAUGUCCACACAAUGUUUUUAUGGGCUCAAUUUUAGUAAUCGGAUAUAUAGAUGUAAAUGCUGUUGUACAUGUAUGUUUAUAAGCGAGAGUCCAUACAAUUGGAUUAUGUAUGUUAGAAUCUUCCAGAUUGGCUGUUACAAAGCCUAAAUCUUUAUUUGCUUCAUUA
This is a messenger RNA of Camelina sativa (false flax), 2622 nucleotides long. The record is from RefSeq and is a predicted model, not a curated record. NCBI's taxonomy places the organism in Eukaryota, Viridiplantae, Streptophyta, Magnoliopsida, Brassicales, Brassicaceae.